This is a messenger RNA of Pristis pectinata (smalltooth sawfish), 4178 nucleotides long. It is a transcript of the gene vwa3a, whose product is annotated as von Willebrand factor A domain containing 3A. Lineage: Eukaryota; Metazoa; Chordata; Chondrichthyes; Rhinopristiformes; Pristidae. The transcript has 33 exons. The record is from RefSeq and is a predicted model, not a curated record. Bases 268 to 3792 code for a protein of 1174 amino acids.
GUUGAGAAUGAACUCUCCCAUCUCCAGUGGCAACGGAGAAACAGCCCGGAGCAGGUGGGGAGCGCGAACCGCCGAGUCUGCAGGCUGCAAACCCGGGCCCGGCACCUGUCAAUCACCGGAGCAUCUGGGGACCCGGCACCUGUCAAUCACCGGAGCAUCUGGGGACCCGGCACCUGUCAAUCACCCGGCUGAGGAUAAAAGGGGGUCUAUGAUCUGCAGCGGUCGCCGGUCGGAUCCGGAGCCCCGGGUGCAGACCGUUGUCUCAGCAUGAAGCAACACACCGGGAACAUGGCCGAUAUCCUGGCAAAUGAGCAGUUCCUUCGAAGCGAAUUGUCAAGGUCCAGGAAAGGUCCCCAGCAGCAGAGGGAGGUGUGGCAGGAGCUGGAUCCACCCGACCUUCCGCCAGAUGAUGGGUUACUGGUCACACACGUCAAUCAGACCAGCCAGCUGUUGAAAACCGGCGCCGGAGCAGCAACGCCCACGGACGCCCAGACCUCCGCCGAGUGGCUGGCCAAUCACGGCCUGGAGCGCCAGAAGUUGACAGUCCACGACCUCCUCGCUCAAGGCCGGAUCGUCACGAGCAAGACCGAGGCUGAGGUGAAGCAUCUGCAGGUCAGCCUCGACCUGGUUGACAGCUUUGAAUCCAGAGUCCGUGAAUUGAUUAACAUGUGCCAGAAACGGAUACAAUGGCUCAAGGAAGAGAGCAGAAAGGUGUUCGGGUUGGUGAAGGGCAGGCGCCUGGGCGUGCUCGUCGACUGUUCCAAUGCAAACUGUGGGCUUGGCCGCCAGCGGGAGUUGCAGGAAGCUCUGCUGGCUCUGUUGGACGAACAGUUGGGCUACAUGAGGCAGCUCUACCUCUUGGGCUUCGGCAGUGACCUCCACCCCCUGUGGGAGACCGCACGUGACGUCAACGUACGCACGUUGGACGAAGCCCGUCAGUGGGUUCAGGGGCUGCACCCCAGUGGCAGCUGCAACCUGCUGCGGGCUGUGAACCGAGUGGUGAAAGUCCGGCGGCUGGACGGGCUACUGGUUAUCCUGGGAACAUGCCCCGACCAGCCCGCGGAGAUUCUGUGCGACCAUGUGCAGCAGUGCCUGCUGGGGAGGCGCCUGCCCAUCCACGCGGUGGCUUACGACUGCAGCGAUCACAUGACCCAGGCGUUGCUCAGAUCACUGGCGGAGACCUCAGGAGGACGUUACCACUCCUACACCCUGGGCAGCCAGACCUGUUGGGGCAGUGACAUGGAAGCCUUGGUCAGGGAGUUGGAGCGAGCGGGCGAGGUGUUGGAGCGAGUGUCCGAGCUGCGGAGCGGCCUGGUCGGGGACGCACUCGGUGCCUUCCUGAAGGAGGUGUCGACGGAAGUUGCCGGAAUGCCGCCUGCUGGGUUCCUGCCGUGCCCCCCCAACCACGAGGGGCCGCUGUCCGUCGAGACCCCCAGCUUCCUGCCCAGGACCUCGGCCGAGUGGCUGAAGGAGAACGGUCUGAAAGCCAGGAAGCUGGGUCUGUACCAGGUGUUGGCGCCAAACGCCUUCUCUCCGCUGGAGGAGUUCGUCCCCAUUCUGCGCAAGACCGUCUCCUCCACCCUGCACCAGAAGGCCAUGAUGCAGCUGGAGUGGUAUGACGGCACAGUGAAAAACCUGCACGUGGACCCACCCCAACUGUUCGAGUAUCAGAAGCGCCUGUCCCGAGCCAUGACCCGGUUUGAACACAGGACUGAGUGGCUGUCCAGCCGGAGCAGGAGGAUGUGGGGCAACCUUUGUGAGAAGAGGGUGAUCGUGGUGUUGGACACCUCGCUCCACAACGUCAGGCACAUCAUCCACCUGCAGCACAGUGUGCGGCUGCUGCUCGAGCAACAACUGGCCAACAAGGAGACCUUCAAUCUCUUAGCGUUUGGUUCCGAGGUCAGACAGUACCAGCCGGGCCUGGUUCCCGUCACUCCCGCCAACCUGCAGGCUGCCUGGAGGUGGUGCCUGGCUCUGCAAUGUGGAGGCAGCCGGAACCUACUGGCUGCACUGAAGGCUGCGAUGGAGAACGAUCAGACGGAGCUCGGGGCUCCCUGUGGGCUCUACCUCCUCACCACGGGAGUUCCCGAUCAGGCGAUGGUCACCAUCACCAGCUACGUUGCCGAGCUCUGCGCGGGUCGCGACCUCCGGCUCCACGCCUGCCUCUUCAGCAUCGACCCCGAGCUGGAGGGCCCUCCGCCGCCUCGAUACGCCUCGCCGCGCGAGACGGCGGAUGCGGUGCGCGAGCUGGCACGCUCUGGUCACGGCAGGUUCCACUGGUUCCGGGAAACGGGUAUUGUCGAAAGUGACGAUAUUCAGCUCCUAUUGGCUGAAAUGGAAAAAGCAGCCAACUACUCCGAGAAGUGCGCCCUGUUGCUGCAGUCACUACGGCAACGCUGGGGGAAGCCGUCUCCGGAACAGCCGGUCCCUGCGGACAGUCUACAGGUGGCGGUGAAGAAGGGAGACCGCUGUCCUCCAAAGCUGCUGGCUCCCAAACCCACGGCCCUGACCCUGGCCAGAAUGAGAGCGCGGGGGGUCGGAGCCGAGGAGAGCCGGCCGGCCGCGAGGGCCUUGACCUGGCGUCCGAGCAGCGGGAAGGAAGCCGGCAGUGGAGCUCAUCCCGGCACAAGGUGGGCCUGCCCUCCCCUGGCAAACCAACCCAGGCGAAAGGUCUCAAGGUCAGCGUUUUACACCGACGAGGGAAAUAAAGUGGGUGCCGUGUAUCAGACCUAUCCCAGGACAAGGAGCGUGAGGACAGUCAUCCCCUCCAUAUCCCUGCCAAAGGAAGAAGAAAUCUGCUCAACCGCAGAGUGGCUCCAGAAGCUGAGUGUGAGGAAGCUGGGGUUGGACCUGCACAGACUGGUGUCCGGUCCGGGCUGCAGCCACAGGAUGAAGCUGGUGCCGAGCUUACACAGGAGAGUCUGCGCCCGGUUCUGCUCAGAAUUCCCCAAGGUGCAGAUCAACGGAGAGUACAGGCACCUGUACCUUCAGCCGCAGGAGCUGGACUGUUACAUCGAGCGAGUGGAGCAGCUCCUUCGCCGGUACCUGGGCCGACUGCAGUGGCUCCUGUCAGGAAGCCGGCGUCUGUUCGGAACCAUCCUGGAGAAGAGAGUUUGCAUCUUGCUGGACACCUCGGGUUCCACCGAGCCCUUCCUGGCUGUUCUGAAGAAGGAACUGAGCUCCCUCAUCUGGGAGCAACUGAGGAGAAACAGCCACAGCUUCAACUUGCUGACCUUCGCGGAGCAGGUGGACAGUUGGCGGGACGGCCUGGUGGAAGCCACCGACGCGACCUGCCAUGACGCCAUUCAGUGGGUGUCGAACGCCAUCGCCCACGGGAACACUUGCACCCUGGAGGCACUACAGAGCGCCUUUCGACAUUUGGACGUGCAGGGGGUCUACCUACUGACGGACGGCAAGCCCGACACCAGCUGCCGCUUGGUUUUGAAGGAAAUGCAGCAGAUGAACCGGGGCCGAGGCGUGAAGGUCCACACCAUCUCAUUCAACUGCACGGACAGCACUGCCAAUGAGUUCCUCAAGAAGCUGGCAGCCCAGACCGGAGGCCGUUUCCAUCGUUGCCAUGGAGCCCUUGAUGGGCAGCUGGUAGCGCACAAAAUGAUAACGGAAGGAUUUUCCGAUGAAGACCACCCCAACCUCCCCGCCUUUGAGGGUGACGAUUUAAAGAGGCUCUCGGAAGAAAUUACGAAAGCUCGACAGUUCCUGACACAAGCUCGGUCCUUCAGAACUUUACUUUCGGAUAAACAAACACAAGGUGCAAAAGCCACUGAAGGUUAGAACAUAUCGCCAGCUGGUGGAGACAACUCAUAUCCUUCGACACCAGUGCCUUUGGAAUUCCCUCACAGCUUCAAAUCAAAACACUGCAGCUGCUGGAAAUCUGAAAAUCAGCAAAUGCUAGAAACACUUGGGUCAGGCAGCAUCUGUGGAGAGAAAGUGAACACUUCAGGCAGAAGAUCCAAAAAGUGAGAGAAUGGAACUCAUGUAUAACUCAAUGCUUUGAGAGAUGAACUUGCGCUCUGGUGUUGUGUAAUUGUACACAAGUACUCAAAUUCCAUGGGAUUGCUAACCCACUGGAGCUGAAACUCCCUCAAACAGCAAUGCCAAGAAUCUCUGGCACUUGCAACAAAUUGAGGUGUUUUUUGGAGGGAUUCUUCAUUACUAAG